Blastocystis hominis is the source of this 1002-nucleotide messenger RNA. RefSeq lists its product as hypothetical. Bases 1 to 1002 code for a protein of 333 amino acids. Gene Ontology annotation, molecular function: MAP kinase activity; ATP binding. The record is from RefSeq and is a predicted model, not a curated record. Gene Ontology annotation, biological process: protein phosphorylation; intracellular signal transduction. Gene Ontology annotation, cellular component: nucleus; cytoplasm. The transcript has 8 exons. NCBI's taxonomy places the organism in Eukaryota, Bigyra, Opalinata, Blastocystidae.
AUGCAUAGAGAAUUCUAUACUGUGAAAAUAGGAAAUUUCACCUUUGAGGUUGAUAAACGUUAUCAAAACUUGAAGGUGAUAGGAAAUGGAUCGUAUGGAAUAGUAUGCUCGGCAGAUGACGUGAUAGCGCAUCGUCAAGUGGCUAUUAAGAAAGUGAAAGACCUCUUUCAAGAUUCCGUUGAUGCGAAACGGAUGUUGAGGGAGAUCAAAAUGCUGAAAUAUUUUGGGUGCCAUGAGAACAUAAUUAGUUUGUAUGAUUUGGUCGCAAUGCCUUAUGGGGAACAGAAUUUUAGUGAUCUUUAUAUUAUUACCCAGCUUUAUGACUGUGACUUAGAACGAAUUAUCUCUUCUAAUCAACCUCUUUCAGAAUGUCAUAUCCAGUAUUUUUUAUUUCAAAUUUUAAAGGCUUUGAAGUUUCUGCAUUCUGCCAAUGUUCUUCAUCGAGACUUAAAGCCGUCAAAUAUAUUAGUGAAAAGCAAUUGUGAUCUUGCUAUUUGUGAUUUUGGUUUGGCGCGAGGCAUUGAAAACGCUUUUAUCGACAUGACCGAAUACGUGGUUACUCGUUGGUACCGUGCUCCAGAGCUCCUUUGUGAGAAUUCUACUUAUGGGUGGGAAGUGGAUAUAUGGUCCGUUGGCUGCAUUUUUGCGGAGCUUCUCGGGCGCAAGCCGCUGCUUCCGGGGAGGAACCAAAUGAACCAGCUGAAGCUGGUCAUCAAAUUAUUGGGCCCCCAGAGGGGAGAUUCGUUGCGAUGCAUCCAGAAACAGUCGGCUCGCAACGUCGUCGAGAAGUUAAACUACGGUCCUCCGACAUCGUUUCGCGAGCUUUUUCCAGAAGCCUCGGAGAACGCAAUCGACCUUUUAAGUCGAAUGCUGGUGUUCGAUGCGUCAAAACGCAUUUCAGUGGAUGACGCGUUGUGCCAUCCGUUUUUAGCCGCGCUGACGCGCGCGCACCCGCAGUUUCUGGUCACCAAACCGCUCGUUUUUCGUUUUGAACACCAGUAG